Bacillus rossius redtenbacheri is the source of this 3255-nucleotide messenger RNA. Its product is annotated as FAD-dependent oxidoreductase domain-containing protein 1-like. Gene Ontology annotation, cellular component: cytoplasm. The transcript is spliced from 9 exons. The coding region runs from base 1566 to 2999 and encodes 477 amino acids. Gene Ontology annotation, molecular function: oxidoreductase activity; DNA binding. Lineage: Eukaryota; Metazoa; Arthropoda; Insecta; Phasmatodea; Bacillidae. Gene Ontology annotation, biological process: mitochondrial respiratory chain complex I assembly. The record is from RefSeq and is a predicted model, not a curated record.
AAUUUCUUGGCAAUUAUUUUGGAAGAAAAUUAGAAAUUGUUUGUAGUAGGGGCUUCUGGGAAACAAUCUUUGUAUUUAUCAAAAAAUCUUCUUUCAGUAACUAUUUUUUUCUAUCAUAUUGUUUAUUUAAUAUUGUUAGUGUGGGUUUUUAUUGGUGUGUGUUGUAUUCAUGGUUAUUUUCCACAUAUGUCUACCUGCGUGGUAGGAAUGUAGGAUAGGUUUGUAAUAAGGAUAACCUUUAUUUUUACAAUCAGCUGUAAUUGAGCAAAAUUAUUAAAUAUAAUUAGUUUCAUUUGGAGUGAAUAGAUUAGGUACACCCAGAAUAGGUACUUAUAGUUUUUUUUAUGAAUAAAUAUGGAUAGCCUAUAAGCCUACCACUAUAGUUUUGUCUAAUCAAAACAUGACACAUGUUUGCAAUAUUUUGUGUGAAAAAUGAACUACAUUAUAAGGAAAUGAUGUAAUAGUACUUAACAUAAAAGACAAUUAGCAAAUACAUCUCAAGUUUUUAUACAGCAAAAUUUUCCAUAAUUUUCAUGUAGGUAAAAUGUUAAGAAGGUAACCAAAAAUUUCAUAUAGGUAUAACUUUUCGUUAAUAUUUAAGAAACUGUUUGACAUGGCCAAUCACUGAAAUAAAUGUAAUAUCCUUAAAUUGUUGUUCAUUUACAAGCUAUUUCUUAUGAACACACACAUUUUAUAUGUUGGAAAGACACAUGUUGCAAUUUUAAAUGCAGUUUUUUGUAAAUAUUCUUAUAACCAUCCCAUAUGAGUUUAUUUAAAUAACAUUUUAUUUAUUUUAUGUUUAAAUAAAAUUUAAAUCUAGAACCUGCAAAUCAGCAAUAGGCCUACCUGCAGUAUCAAAUCAUGUAUUUUUAUCUGAAUAGACAUCACAUAAUGAGAUGAAUAAGUUAUUGCUUAGCCCUACACACUAUUUUUCAAAAUUUAAAUGAAGCUAACCUAACUUAACCAACCAUCCACACAAAAUUUAAGAAUUUCAUAACCAGAAUGGAGCUUCCCUUUUCAACUAAUUGAAGUUCUGAAGGGAAAAAAAACUCAAAUUCUAGAGGAUUUGCGAUUCCGCCAUCAAAGGAGGUGGUGGAAUAAUUCCGUCAUUUUGUGAAGUCAUUCCAAUACUUAAUUCUGCUAGUGAGUGUUCAAGAAUAGGGUUUAGCACAUCUCUAUCUGAUUUUGGUCAUUCCUCUAGCUAAAUUAUUCUGACAUGGUCAAGAAUAGGGUCCCGGUUAAUCUUUGACUCUGGCCUUGCCGGCCUGUGUUUACAUGAUUAUACGGAGACCUCCUGGACAGUAAACUUUGGCCUUUGACAAUUGGCGACUGGGUAGUGACACAUGUAUAUAACAGGAUCCUUGACCCCUGAUAAACUUUGACCUUAUGUUUACGUAGAUUGUGUUGUGUAAUCUGCUUAUGAAAAGAAGUUACUUUUUUUUUUUAAGUCUGACAAUGUUUUAUUUGUUUUUAAUCUUUUGUCAUCAAUAUUUAUUUUUCAGCUGCGAGAUUAAUUAAACAGGCGCAGUUGUUAGUUGGUUACGGUUUCCAACAGUUGCAGAAACAUGAGAGGUGCAGUGCUGAAGUUAUGUAGGCAGUCGAAAUGUAUUUUCAACUGUUCGAUAAUCAGGAGUUUGUCAGAUUCCCAAACCAGCACGCCUCCGCCGCCGGAGACCCCUGUGAAGAGGACAUUGGGAAGCUGGGGAGACGAUGUUAAGACGACGUUUGGAGUGAAGAAGGAAACACCUGCAAUCCCAAAUCACUGUGAUGUUGUUAUUAUAGGUGGAGGUGUAAUCGGGUCAUCCAUAGCGUACUGGCUGCAGCAGAGAACUCGCUAUGGCCUGAACAUAGUCGUGGUGGAGCGGGAUCCUUCGUACGCGCAGGCGUCGACCGUGCUGUCCUGCGGGGGGGUGCGCCAGCAGUUCACCGUCCCGGAGAACGUGCAGAUGUCGAUGUACGGCGCGGAGUUCCUGUACAACAUCAAGACCCACCUGUCGGUGCCCGACCACGAGGCCCCGGACCCACAGUUCACGCAGUGCGGCUACAUGUUCCUGGCCUCGGAGAGCAGCGCGGAGCACCUGCAAGAGGCCUACAAGCUGCAGAAACAGCUGGGAGCGAAGAUUGAGCAGCUGUCGCCUCAGCAGCUGAAAGAGAGAUGUCCAUGGAUGAACGUGGACGAUGUUGCCCUGGCUAACCGCGGCGUUGGGAAUGAAGGCUGGGUGGACCCGUGGUCUCUGCUGGGUGCAUUCAAGAGAAAGGCAAUAGCUCUGGGCACUACCUAUGUGAAGACAGAGGCAGUUGGGUUCGAGUUCAAGAAACAGCCAGGUGCCGAGGUUGAGGGCGUGGAUAGCCUUCUGGUGAAAACUGACGAUGGGGAAACACAUCCCAUCAAGUUCGACAAAGUGAUCAUAGCUGCUGGCGCACGCUCUGGAAAUGUGGCGAAACUGGCGCGGAUAGGCACGGGAGAGGGAGUCUUGAGCGUGCCAUUGCCUGUGGUUCCCAAGAAGAGGUACGUGUAUGUCUACCACUGUGCAGAUGGCCCUGGUAUGAGUACUCCGUAUCUCAUCGACCAUAAUGGAGUGUGGUUCAGGCGGGAAGGGCAAGCGGGCAACUACAUCGCAGGCAUCUCUCCGCUGCCGGAGGAAGAGCCGAGUGUGGACAACCUGGAGGUGGACUACAGCUUCUUCGACAACACGGUGUGGCCGCUCCUGUGCCAGAGAGUGUCGCAGUUCGAGUGUCUCAAGGUGAGGAGUGCGUGGGCUGGCUUUUAUGACUUCAACACGUUUGACGAGAAUGCCAUCAUCGGACUUCAUCCCGCCUACCAAAAUCUCUACAUGUGCACUGGGUUCAGUGGUCACGGUCUGCAGCAGUCUGCCGCCGCUGGUCGCGCCGUCAUGGAAUUGAUUUUAGACGGCGGCUUCCAGACAAUCGACCUUACACGCUUCGGAUUUGAGAGACUCAUCAAACAAGAAAGGGUCCUGGAGACGAACAUCAUCUAGAGUCACUUCUGGUGGGAGACUGACUUUAGAAACAGUUGAGCACUUUGUUAAUAGAUUGUGAAUAAUAAAGUUUGUACUGAAUAUACACUACAAUGUUGGUCACCAUGUGACUAUUAGAAGAUACUUCGUGUCUUCAGCGUGAUCCUCGUUUCCUUUCAAAAUUAAAAACUGGGUGUGUACUUGUGCAUUUAAUCAUUAUAAUGUGAGUGUAUUAGCAGGAAUAGUAACAAUUAUAGAAAAUUACAUAACAGGUAAA